Messenger RNA from Cotesia congregata, 1242 nucleotides. Lineage: Eukaryota; Metazoa; Arthropoda; Insecta; Hymenoptera; Braconidae. The record is from the annotation of a GenBank genome assembly.
CAGGUAUUCAGUAAUAUCACAAAGCAGGCGUUGGCGAGAAAUUUUUCAGUGUCUUCUCGCCUGUCCAGUGGCUAUUCCUUUGAGUUAUCAGAGACCUCGCAAGAAAUAAAAGAUACUGCUGACAAGUUUGCGAGGGAAGAGAUAAUUCCAGUGGCUACUCAAUACGACAAGUCCGGAGAAUACCCGUGGCCUGUGGUCAAAAAAGCAUGGGAAACUGGGUUGUUAAAUACACACGCUCCAAAAGACAUUGGAGGACUGGAGUUGGGUGCGUUUGAUGGGUGCUUGAUUGCUGAGUCACUUUCUUAUGGUUGUUCUGGGAUGAUGACAGCUGUUGAAAGCUCUGGUCUCGCACAAUGGCCGAUUAUUCUUGGAGGGUCAAAAGCGCAACAGAAAAAGUAUGUUGGAAGACUGUUGGAAGAACCAUUAGUUGCUGCAUACUGUGUAACUGAACCUGGGGCAGGAUCAGACGUAGCAGGUAUUAAAACAAAAGCCGUAAAAAAAGGAAACGAGUGGAUAUUAAACGGUACAAAAAUGUGGAUCACCAAUGGCGGUGUCGCUAAUUGGUACUUUGUGCUUGCAAGAACAAAUCCCGACCCAAAAGCGCCUGCGGGUAAAGCAUUCACAGGUUUUAUAGUCGAACGUGACUGGCCCGGAGUGUCUCCAGGACGUAAAGAAUGGAACAUGGGACAGAGAGCGUCAAAUACAACCAUGGUAACCUUCGAGGACGUGCGCAUCCCCGAGGAGAACGUGUUAACUGGAGAAGGAGCAGGAUUUAGAAUCGCAAUGGAAACUUUUGACGCUACGCGUCCUAUGGUAGCUUGCGGAGCAGUUGGUCUAGCCCAGCGGGCUCUGGAUGAAGCUUUAAAGUACUCGUUGGAGCGACACACCUUCGGCAAACCCAUCGCUGAACACCAGGCAGUCGCGUUUUUGAUCGCGGAUAUGGAAAUAGCGGUUGAAACCGCGCGUCUCGCGUGGAUGAAAGCUGCUUGGGCUGCCGACAAGAAACUUCCCACUGCUACGAAACUUGCCAGUAUUGCAAAGUGCUACGCUGCUGACAUUGCGAACCGCGUGGCUUCUGACGCUGUCCAGGUCUUUGGAGGCGCUGGAUUUAACAGCGAUUACCCCGUGGAAAAAUUGAUGCGUGACGCUAAGAUUUACCAGAUUUAUGAAGGAACUUCGCAGAUCCAGCGAUUGAUUAUUUCACGUCAUAUCUUCAAGGAAGCUAAGGCUAAGGCUAUGUAA